AUGCGCGACGCCGACGACGCGUCGAUCGAGCGCGCGCGCGCCGCGGUCGUCGCGCUGUACGACGCGCGGUCGACGCGAGCGACGCGAGACGAGGCGAACGCGCGUCUGAUGGCGCUGUCGGAGGACCCGCGCGCGGCGAGCGUCGCGCUCGGACUGCUCGAACGCGCGCGAGGGGACGCGUGCGUGGCGUAUUACGCGGCGAACGCGCUGAGCGCGACGACGCGCUCGAGGGAGCGGUGGAACGGGGCGAGCGAGGGGGCGCGGGAGGCGAUGAUGCGACGGACGACGGCGGCGUUCGCGGCGACGGCGAACGACGAGACGACGGAGACGGCGGCGAGACGGUUGGGACUCGCGCUGGCGCGCGGAGGCGCGCGAAUGGGGAGCGCGAAGAUGCGGGAGGUGGUGGAGACGGCGUUCGGGGCGGUGCGAUCGAGCGGGGUGGGGUCGAGCGCGAUGCGGGCGGGGAUGGAGUUGUUGGCGCUCGCGGCGGAGGCGUGCGACGAGGCGGAGACGUCGAGUCGACGGGAACUCGCGAUGGCGUGCGCGAACGAGGGAGAGAGGGUUUUGAUUACGGUGCGUGAGGUGUUUAGCGCGUGUGGAAGCGCGCGGUCGCGACAGACGGACGCGUUGAAGGCGUCGUGCGUGCGCGCGGCGCGCGGGUGGUUAAAGUUGGAUCCGUCGGGCGACGUCGGCGGCGGAUUGCGAUUGUCCCCGACUGAGUUCGCCGUGCGACACGGCCAACUUUUCGGGGACGUCUUGCAGUGCUUGGCGAUCGAGAGCGGCGGGUGCGGAGCGGCGGCGGUGGACUUUUUGGUGGAUUUACACCAAGGACGAAGCGGCGGCGAGGCGGAGGAAUUUCAGGCGAUGAACGCGGUGACGCGAGGUUUGCUCGCGCACGCGAGCGCGGCAAACGACUCCGACGACGGCGUUUCGCUCGCGCGAAAUAUUUGUCUCGUCGCCGUUGCGUUGAGCGAACGGUGCGUGAGCGUGCUCGCGCGCGGUGACGAAGAUUCCUUGGCGCUCGUGUCGCUCAUCUUGUCGCUCAUGGAGCGCCACGGUCGCGAGGUGACCGAGGUGGCGGUUGAUUUUUUCUUAAUGAUGGAUGUUGUGGGAGUGUCUUCGAGGCACGAAAGCUUGCGUGCGCCCAUGCACGCGCGUUUGACGGAGGUGUUACUGAAACAAGCGACGUUGCCCGACGAUUUCACCACCUGGGCCGUCGCGAACGAGGACGAGGACACGUUUGAGCGAUUUCGCGAACACGUCGUCGCCGAUCUUCUCGACAACUGUUACGGCGUUUUGCGUGGGCAAUACUUUAGCAUAAUUGGUAGCGCGUUAGGUGCCGCGCAAAAUUGGCAAGCCGCUGAGGCGGGAGCGUUCGCAUUGCGCGCUCCCGCGAGUCGCGUCAACGACGAUUUGGAAGACGCACCCUCGGAGGAGAUCGAAACGUUUCUCGCGCAACUUCUAUCGACGAUUUCUGAGCACACGACCGACAACAGCGGUCUGUUCUCAUCGCAUCAGCUCGUUCGAGCGGGUACGUGUCGCCUCAUCGCGUCUUACGCCAACUGGCUCGGUCGUCGCGGCCCUCCCGCGAACUCGGCGGCGCAAGCCGCGCGCGCGCGCGGCGUUUUGAUGUACAUCACGUCGUCUUUUCCGCAUCCUCCCGCGUGGUCGCGGGCGGCUUUAGCGUUUAAAUCAGUGUGUUCGCGGUGUGCGCGACAUUUGAAGGAACCAUCCACGUUUGCGGCGCUGUUAGAACACACCGAAAGAUGCAUCGCGGACGUGCGAUUGACUUUUGAAAGCGAAGACGACGAGGACGGUCGCGCGUCGGUCACCGAAGGAUUGGCGCGGGUGAUUGCGGCGAUGCCCGUGCAGCAAGCGUCGGAAGCAAGCGCGAGGUUAAUAGCUCCUGUGCUUGCGCGAUGCAAACGGAUCGCUGCCGAAAUGGCGCCGCAGAUUCCUCCGAACCAAAUCGCGCACGCCUCGGCGGCGAGAGCGAUGGCGGCUGAACUCGCCUUGAUCGCGGCGUCGGUGAGAUUCUUAGAAUUUUUACCGAGUGCGACGAUCGCGUCGAGCUGUGAGCACCCUGCCAUCUCUGUUUUAGCCGCGGCGUGGCCGACGCUGGAAGAAAUCGUCGCGAAGCGAACGUGGCAAGCGCCGAGCGUGAUUAAAGCUGCGGCGGAGAUUUACGUCGCGGCGCUUCUGAGCGCCAAGGAAAGUUCAGUCAACAUGAUCGUGCCCAUGCUCGAAUCCAUCGCGCGCACGUUCAUGGCGACUAAGUGUGCGUCCUUGCUCGAGCCGAUCGCCACCGCGAUAGAGGUGGCGUCGAUCAGCUCGCCCGAGAGUGGCACGAGCGAGUUGUUGCCAAGCGCCCCGCACGUCGGCGCGACGUUGAGCGCGGCUUUCUCCCAAAUAGCAUGUGAGACCGUGCGUGGCGUGCGAUCGGGAUCAGAUGAUUGGGAUCUCGCUGAAGCUUUAUUUUCCACCGCUAGGGCGUUCGUUAUCUUCGCGCCGGCGCAGGGAUUGGCGAACGAAACCUUGUUCGACGUGCUCGAUCUCUCCGUCGCCGCGCUCGAGCUGCGAGAGUACGCCCCCGUGCGCGCUUCUUUGGCGCUGCUGAACGCGAUCGUUUCUCCCGGUGAAAAGGCCAAGCGAUCCGCACCCUGGGUCGCCAAUGCGUGUCGCGUGGACGAAUACUUCCUCUCCCGCGGCCCGCUCGCGGCGAACGCCAUCCUCCGCGCGGCGUGCGCCGAAAUUACCCCUCGCGCCUGCCUCCGCCCCGCCGCCUCAUUCCUCGCCACUUUACUCCAUACCGCCCCCGACGUCGUCACACCCUGGAUCAUCACCGCCAUCGACGCCCUCGAACCGAUCCAUCCCGCGCGCGAGCGCUUCGCAGCGACGCUCGCCCGCCGCCCCCCUCUCCCCCAUCCUCGCCUCGUCGCCGCGCUGUGCGACUUCGUCUUCAUCGCCAUCGGCGUCGGCGACGUCGACGAUUUACUCGCGUAUGACGUGUAA
This is a messenger RNA of Ostreococcus lucimarinus CCE9901, 3012 nucleotides long. RefSeq lists its product with no specific name. Gene Ontology annotation, cellular component: nuclear membrane; cytoplasm. The record is from RefSeq and is a predicted model, not a curated record. Bases 1 to 3012 code for a protein of 1003 amino acids. NCBI's taxonomy places the organism in Eukaryota, Viridiplantae, Chlorophyta, Mamiellophyceae, Mamiellales, Bathycoccaceae. The transcript has a single exon. Gene Ontology annotation, biological process: protein import into nucleus.